AUGCCCAGCGCUGGGACCUUGCCUGCCAUCUUCCUUGACAUCAAACCCUUGAUCAUCAGCAACCCGUGGCUCUCCUGCCACUGCUCAGGCCAGCUCACACCACCCUGCUUGAUCCACUUUAUCUACCAGAGUAUUGAAUCCAAAAUCACCUCUGCUCAUCAUCACAAGCUGGCCCGGAUCAUCCUGCUUGGUCUCAACCAGGAGGCCAAACCGCAUCCAAUCAUCUACUGCACUCUCUGUCCCCGCCAGCCCCUCAACACCCUCCAGACCAUUCUUGACAUCCAUCUCGCCAGUCUGACCGGCGACCACCACAGUCAGAUUCACAUCUACAUGCUCCUGCUCUUCUGCUACCCCCAACUCCCCUUGCACUCAGCCUCUAGGAAGAGCCCCCUUGGCUCCCCGGGCACAAGAAGACCUCCACCAAACCUCAAUACCCCUGAGGCUGCCCUCUCAUCCCUCCUCCUCUCCAAGAAAACCACCACAAAUAUUGAGUCCAUCCUCUUACCACGCAACCAAGUCAAUUGA
This is a messenger RNA of Puccinia triticina, 525 nucleotides long. RefSeq lists its product as uncharacterized. Bases 1 to 525 code for a protein of 174 amino acids. The record is from RefSeq and is a predicted model, not a curated record. NCBI's taxonomy places the organism in Eukaryota, Fungi, Basidiomycota, Pucciniomycetes, Pucciniales, Pucciniaceae. The transcript has 3 exons.